GCAAAGUGGCCACCUGCGUUACAGUAUUAAGCGUGCAUACAUAUUGUUGUUGCAUCAAUUUUGCAUGUGCUUAUGCCUUUAAAUGCGUUAGUUUACUGUGAACACAGAGUCAGACAGUUAACGGGGUAAAACGACUUCGUAAAACUCGUAAAAUUGUCAUUAAAUUUUUCAAUUUGCUUUUGACUGUGUACUUCGUAUGGUAACGGAUAAAUAAUCAGCUAUAUGACUUUAUACGUAGGCGCAGGCCACUUAAAACGCUGAGCCUAAAGGCAAUGGCUUAUCUAGCGUGUAGUUAUGAGAUAAAUUGGGUAGCCAGAGCGUGACGGUUUCGGCGAAGCAUUUGGCGAGACCUUAUAUGUUCUAGCAACCUUGUAAUAAAAACUGGUUGUACUGAACUCGCAGGGUAUUGCAAAAAAUAACAGUUUUAGACAUUUUUUACAACCGUAUAGUAUAUCACUUAUGCAUGCGAUGUGUUAUACACUGCUUCAGGGAUUAGGCAUGGCACAACUUUUAUUCAGUUCAUUAGUUUCACGAGGUGUGGAAUCAGUGCUGGUAUAUAUUUGAUUGUAUCUCAAAAGUCAUGGACUUUGUGAUUACAUCGGUACAGCAAGUUACUGACGGAAACCAAAACCAAUCUUUGCCUGGAGAUAUUACUGUGUCGACUGAAAAUGAGUUUCGGUCAAACACACCGCAAGAAAGUUGGUCGUUUUCAAGCUGUUUCCCGAAAUGUGGAAUAAAUUCAAGAUAUUUCUGCACAUGUGGUCUAGGUGUCGCUUUGCUGCUUGCUGGAAGUUGUUGUUUGAUUCUGUAUUUUGUUCAAAGUCGAUUACUGCUUAUUCCAGCUCUAGCACUGUUUAUAGUUGGCAUAGUCGUUAGCUCAAUUGGAGAAUGGUACUGUAGGAUUAAGAUCCGCCACAGACAAGUACAGGCGAGAAGGGAACGCGAAAGAAUCAGCGACGAAGAUUGUGAGAGAGUCGCUCAAGCAGUACAGCGACAAAUUGCAGCACAGGCGGCUGCAAACGACCAGCCCCCAUCUUACUUCACACUCGCCGCCCUGCCGACUGUUUCGUCGCUUAGCAACGAUGCUUACGUCACAGACGAGGAAGAAGCGCCCCCCUAUACAGCUUACGAUGUCACGAAAGAUGUUUUACCAUCGUACAGUGAAGCUACCAAUAAGUUGCACAAACAAUAAACAAAGUAGGGAAACGUGAACGACGUAUUUGUUUUCAUACCAAACAUGCAUUUUUUCGUUAAUUGAACUUUACUUAAUACUCGCACAGCACGCUACGCCUUGAAAAUUCUGAAACUAAUUAAAUUGACCUCUGCUCUUUUUUGUAUUUGCCACUGUUCCAUUUUUUGUUGUGUUA
Molecule: messenger RNA, 1367 nt
Organism: Ciona intestinalis (vase tunicate)
Lineage: Eukaryota; Metazoa; Chordata; Ascidiacea; Phlebobranchia; Cionidae
Source: RefSeq, a predicted model, not a curated record